Malus domestica (apple) is the source of this 2204-nucleotide messenger RNA. RefSeq names its product phosphoglucan phosphatase LSF1, chloroplastic. Gene Ontology annotation, biological process: starch catabolic process; protein dephosphorylation. Gene Ontology annotation, cellular component: chloroplast; starch grain. Lineage: Eukaryota; Viridiplantae; Streptophyta; Magnoliopsida; Rosales; Rosaceae. Gene Ontology annotation, molecular function: protein tyrosine/serine/threonine phosphatase activity; protein binding; carbohydrate phosphatase activity. The record is from RefSeq and is a predicted model, not a curated record.
GAACUGGAGAGAGAGAGAGAGAGAGAGAGAGAGAGAGAGAGAGAGAGAGAGGAGCUGAAGAAGCUUCUCGCUCCAGCACAAUCUCGGCAACAAAUCCUAACGGUUUGAAUUUGCUCAACGGAAAUAACCGUCACCGAUUCCUCGGGAAGAAGAAGAUGGCGACUCUGCAACUUCCGGGUUGCAGAGCUAUCGAUCGCUCUUCGCCUCCGCCGUUGAUCCACGACUCCUCCUCUUCCUCCGCGUUUUGGGGAGGACACGUGGCUUUCAUCAACGCCCGUCGUUCCUCGACAGAGAAGCUCCGGUCCGACGGCGGAGCGUUUAGGAUCGUGGCGAAGUCGGGCGGUUCGUCUGCGUCGUCGUUCAAGAUGAACUUGAACGAGUACAUGGUCACUCUCGACAAACCGCUCGGGAUUCGGUUCGCGCUCUCCGUCGACGGCAGAAUCUUCGUCCACGCCCUCAAGAAAGGGGGGAAUGCGGAGAAGUCCAGGAUAGUAAUGGUGGGCGACAAAUUGAAAAGGGCCGGGGAUUUGUCCGCCGGCCGGCUCGUUGAGGCCACCGAUUUUGGUGAUGCACAGAAGAUGCUGAGGGAGAAAACAGGAUCUGUUAGCCUGGUUCUUGAGAGACCCUUGUCUCCUUUUCCAAUUCAGCAACUGCUUCUUAUGAAUGAUCUCGAUAAUCUGUUCAAUAGAGGUAGAGUUUCUUUUGCAACUUGGAACAAGGCUGUGCUGGCUUCAAGUUUGCAGUCAUCUCCGGGAACCGGUGGGAACUCUGGCUUUGUUACGUUCUCCUCGAAGUUUCUGAAACCACGAGGAUGGAAUUAUUUGAGUGACAAAAAUGGUCAUAUUCAAUCACAAAUGCAGAAGAAUACUCUUGCCCAACCCCUGAGCCAGCUUGCUUGUAUUUACGCUGAAGAGGAGUCCGGAGAUGGAGAAUGGACUCAUGGGAACUUCCCACUGGAUGAAUAUGUUAAGGCACUGGAUCGCUCUAAAGGCGAGCUAUACUAUAAUCACGCUCUCGGUAUGCGCUACAGUAAGAUUACUGAACAAAUAUAUGUUGGAUCAUGCAUACAAACAGAAGAUGAUGUGGUGGUGUUGGCAAAUGUGGCGGGAGUUACUGCUAUACUGAAUUUCCAAAGUGGAUUUGAGACAGAAAAUUGGGGAAUAAAUUCCAACGCAAUAAAUGAGUCAUGCCAAAAGUUCGAUAUUCUGAUGAUCAACUAUCCUAUAAGGGAUGGAGAUUCUUUUGAUUUGAGGAAGAAACUGCCAUUCUGUGUGGGGUUAUUAUUACGCUUAUUAAAGAAGAAUCAUCGUGUUUUUGUUACUUGUACAACUGGUUUUGAUCGGUCUCCAGCUUGUGUAAUAGCAUACCUACACUGGAUGACUGAUACUUCCCUUCACGCAGCUUAUAAUUUUGUCACCGGGUUGCAUUUAUGCAAGCCUGACAGACCGGCAAUUGCUUGGGCAACAUGGGAUCUUAUAGCCAUGGUGGAAAAUGGGAAACAUGAUGGACCUCCAACACAUGCUGUGACAUUUGUAUGGAAUGGACAAGAGGGGGAGGAUGUAACCUUAGUUGGAGAUUUCACUGCAAACUGGAAAGAACCAAUUCGGGCAACUCACAAAGGUGGAUCCCGAUGGGAAGCAGAAGUCAGACUUUCACAAGGAAAGUAUUACUAUAAGUUCAUUGUUAAUGGGAAUUGGCGGCAUUCAACAUUGUCCCCAUCUGAAAGGGAUGGAAGUGGGAAUGUCAACAAUAUAAUCAUCAUUGGCGAUACUGCCAGCGUGAGACCUUCUGUUCAACAACCGCAAAAGGAUGUGAAUAUUGUGAAGGUGAUCGAGAGGCCAUUGACAGAAAACGAGCGCUUCAUGCUGGCAAAAGCUGCUCGUUGCGUUUCAUUCUCAAUAUGCCCGAUUAGACUAGCUCCAAAGUAGGUUGGCAAGUACACCAUACCGCGAUCUGACGAUUUUUCGAGGCUAGAACAUACAGAUCAUGCAAAUUAGUUUCUGCUGAGUCCCUAAAAUCAAGACAUACAUAAAUGUAGCAUGAUGCAAUUGUUGAGGUUGUUCUGCUAUUGUUGCCUUUCAUGGGCCUAUAUGUUAUUGAUAUCAAUAAAUUUGUUUAAAGCCUAUGUACAAACAACCCACGUGAUGGAUGAAGAAAAAAGCCACAAUGGUUGGCGACGCCAAAAUGGCGGUAUUCCAAAAUAA